AUGCUGUGCCCCUCGCUCAUCUUGACUCUGCUCCUGGCAGUUGGCUCCCUGGGUCGGAGGGCUCAGAGGCCGCCUCGGCCGUCCCCCAUCAGCACCAUCCAGCCCAAGGCCAAUUUAGAUGUUCAGCAGUUUGCAGGGAUGUGGCUCCUUGUGGCCACGGGCUCCACCUGACACUUCUUGCAGGAGCAGAGCCACCAGGCCAAGGUCACGGCAAUGCAUGUAGCUCCCCAGGGUGCAGCCAUGGCUGUCAGUACCUUCUGCAAGCUGGAUGGGAUCUGCUGGGAGGUGCGCCAGCUCUAUGGAGACACGGGGGUCCCUGGCCGCUUCCUGCUCCAAGCCCGAGGCGCCAAAAGGGCUGUGCACGUGGUUGUCACUGAGACAGACUACCUGGGCUUUGCUAUCCUAUACCUGGAGCAGGCACAGCAGCUGUCAGUGAAGCUCUAUGCCCAUCCACUCCCUGUGAGCGAUUUAGUCCCGAGUGCGUUUGAGCAGCACGUGGGGGUCAACCUGACUGAGGACCAGGUCUUAGUCUUCCCCAAGCACAGUUUCUGCAAGGCGGCAGAGCGGUUCCACGUCCCGGACGGUGAGUGCGCAGCAGGCAGGGCGGUGGGCCUGCUGAGUGUCCUCUUGGUGCUGCAGAGGCGAGGCGGCAAGGCCACCACAGCCCUGUUGCUGGGAAGCCGCGCCCUCGAUAAGACCCCGCUGGCAGGGCGCGGCCCACGGAAGCUGCCCGCCACUCGGGAGCUCAGUCGGCUGGGGGGUGGGGGCGAUGCCUCUCAUUAA
Messenger RNA from Galeopterus variegatus (Sunda flying lemur), 783 nucleotides. It is a transcript of the gene C8G, whose product is annotated as complement component 8, gamma polypeptide. Lineage: Eukaryota; Metazoa; Chordata; Mammalia; Dermoptera; Cynocephalidae. The record is from RefSeq and is a predicted model, not a curated record. Gene Ontology annotation, cellular component: membrane attack complex. Gene Ontology annotation, biological process: complement activation.